AUGUCGACUUUCAACCCCCUUAAUGCAGACAAGAUGUGUGGGGAUACAGAUGGAACCAGCGAAUCUCGACCAUCGAGCAUAAAACCCGGCAAGCCACAGUACAGGCUUAUUGAAUACGUUGAAGACCUUGACAGAUACAGGCCCGGGGGAUAUCAUCCAUUGAAGAUUGGGGAUGACCUAGAUGACGGCCGAUAUCGACUGGUUGACAAACUUGGGUACGGAGGAUACUCGACUAUAUGGCUAGUCCGUGACCUACAGAUGGCCAGAUAUGUGGCGGUGAAAGUCAUUACUGCUGAUGCCAGUAUUUGUGCACCUGAGGCUAGUAUUCUAUGUUCUCUUGCAAAAUCGCCGUCUAGACCAGGAAGCGAAACUAUUCCAACCCUCAUCGAACAAUUCUGGGCUCUCGGCCCCAAUGGCAAGCAUAGGUGUAUCGUCGCUCCGGUGGCACGAAUGAGCCUGUUUGAUGCAAAAGAGGCUUCGACUUUUGGUCUUUUUCGGCCUAAGGUCGCGCAAUCGAUUAUUGCCCAGCUCAUCCGCGGAGUCGCAUUUCUUCACAAUGAACAUAUUGUACACAGCGGCAAUAUUCUAGUCCAGUUUCCCAAAGCUAUCGACCAGUAUUCUACACCCGAGUUAUACGAGAAAUUCGGAGAGCCUGAGCCAGAGGCUGUUAUCCGCGUGGAUGGCAAGCCAUUGUCGGAUGGCGUACCCACAAAUGUAUACGUUCCCGGUUGGUAUGGUGCUCGCAGCGAUGAUAUUGCUUUAGGAGAGGAGAAGAUCAUCCUUAGCGACUUUGGAGAAUCUUUCAAUCCUCACGAAACCCUCAGGUCCUCCUCAAAGACCCUUCCUCUCCUCCAACCACCCGAGGCCAGGUUCUCUGACGAGCCUCUCUCCUUUGCUUCUGACAUUUGGACACUUGCCUGUACUAUCUGGGAGGUUUUUGGCCAACGGCCUUUGUUUGAGGCCUUUUUCCAAACUGCAGACCGCGUCACCGCGGAGCAAGUCGAAGUCAUUGGCAUUUUACCUCCUGAGUGGUGGAAAAAAUGGAGUAGAAGGUUGGAAUGGUUCAAUGAGGAGGGCGAAUUGGAUUUGAAGCCAGACGCGCCUAUGGGUCACCACAGCAUGCGCAGGACCUGGGACAAGAGGUUUGGCUAUUGCAUACAGGGGCCUCGGGCUGAGGCCGGUUUAGAGACCGUGACAGAGAAAGAGAGGAGGGCUUUCGAGGCGAUGCUUCGGUCGAUGCUGGUCUUCCGACCGAACGAAAGAGCGACGGCACAGCAGAUAUUACACUCCGAAUGGAUGAAAGGAUGGGGACAACCAGCUCUUGAAGAGAGCUGGAGCAUUGUUAAUUCUGUGACGAAAGAGAAAUGA
This is a messenger RNA of Penicillium verhagenii, 1368 nucleotides long. RefSeq lists its product as uncharacterized. The transcript has 2 exons. The coding region runs from base 1 to 1368 and encodes 455 amino acids. Gene Ontology annotation, biological process: protein phosphorylation; spliceosomal complex assembly; regulation of mRNA processing. NCBI's taxonomy places the organism in Eukaryota, Fungi, Ascomycota, Eurotiomycetes, Eurotiales, Aspergillaceae. Gene Ontology annotation, molecular function: protein kinase activity; ATP binding. The record is from RefSeq and is a predicted model, not a curated record.